This is a messenger RNA of Cladophialophora yegresii CBS 114405, 1353 nucleotides long. RefSeq lists its product as uncharacterized. Lineage: Eukaryota; Fungi; Ascomycota; Eurotiomycetes; Chaetothyriales; Herpotrichiellaceae. The transcript has a single exon. Gene Ontology annotation, molecular function: 5S rRNA binding. Gene Ontology annotation, cellular component: nucleolus. The record is from RefSeq and is a predicted model, not a curated record. Gene Ontology annotation, biological process: ribosomal large subunit assembly; rRNA processing. Bases 1 to 1353 code for a protein of 450 amino acids.
AUGUCGGCGUCCAAGACCGCUCCGGCACAACCGUCGCAACCCUCGCGUAAAGGGAAGAAGGCAUGGCGCAAAAACGUCGACAUCACCGCCGUGCAAGCCGGCCUCGAGACUCUACGUGAAGAAAUCAUUCAACAUGGACGACCCCUUGCUGAAAAGGCGCAAAGUGAACUCUUCGCGCUGGAUACUAUCGGGUCCUCGAAGGAAGCAGUAUCAAGGAAAGCGAAGGAUGGCCACAAGAUUAAAGUGCUAAAGAUGGAUGAGAUCCUGGGGAGGCGGAGUGCGGUGCCUGCGCUUCCAGGUGGGAGAAAGCGGCCUGUUGACGCUAGAGUUACGGAUGGGCUGGUUGGGACCAAGAGGCAGAAAACAGACUGGGUUAGCAAGAAGGAACUUGCUCGACUACGGAAUAAGUUGGACAAGCCAUCGCAUCUCGACCUGGAGGAUAUCCACGGCGAGCCAUCGAAUUUCGAUCUAUGGGACACGACCAAUAACGCCGUCAAACCUGCCUCCACUUCGGCUUUGGCUUCUUCAGAGGAAGAGCAAGGAAACGAAUAUAUCCGGAAACCCAAGCCGAAGAUCGCACCCCCAACCAUUCGGCGUCCACCUGUCGCCCUAACACAAAACGGGCUUCCCACUCUCGCCGUGCCCACCCCAGAUGCCGGGCAUUCAUACAACCCCUCUUUUGAGGACUGGGACAGUUUGCUCACUCGCGAAGGGGAGCUUGAAAUUCAGGCUGAGCAAAAACGCCUCGCCGAAGCACAACUGGCCGCUGAAAAGCAGGCGCGUAUAGACGCUUUGGCCGCACAACCAGAGCGCCAACCAGGCGAUGACAGAGAAAGCGAAUGGGAAGGCUUUGAGACGGAGACCGAAAUCACCGAAUCAGAAAUGAAAAAACGAAAACGACCCGAACGCAAGACUCCCGCACAGAGGAACAAACUGAAACGGCGCAAAGAGGCGGAACGGCUAGCCAAGCACGAAGCGAGAAUGGGUGCUCAACAAAAACGAGGCGAAGAGGUCAUCAAAGCCCUCAUCACCCGACAAGAGAAGGAGGAGCAAGGCGCCAUACAAGCCGCAGAGCCUUCGUCGGCAAUAUUCGCGUUGCGGCGGAGGACGACACUCGGACCCUCCCGCGCUAGCAUUAUCCCACCCCGAUUAGAACUCGUCCUUCCAGAUGAGUUACAAGACUCCCUUCGCCGCCUCAAACCGGAGGGGAACUUGUUGGAGGACCGUUUCCGCAACCUGCUGGUCAAUGGGAAAUUGGAAGCUCGAAAACCUGUCUCCUACGCCGUGAGUCGGAAGAAGCAAGUCAAGUUCACGGAGAAAUGGUGGAGUAAGGAUUUUGCAAUUGGAGCUUGA